This is a messenger RNA of Camelina sativa (false flax), 1582 nucleotides long. Lineage: Eukaryota; Viridiplantae; Streptophyta; Magnoliopsida; Brassicales; Brassicaceae. The record is from RefSeq and is a predicted model, not a curated record.
AAACCGUAGACCCGACCGGUUUUUGGCCAACCCGAAAUGAUCCAACACAUUGUCUGAAAGAGAAGAAACAAAAGAUCCAAAAGGUUAUGGCUUUGUCUUUGGUCUCCUCUGUUUCUUAUAUACAACCCUCAAACCAGUUCCAUUGUUUCUCUCUAAGAAAAGAAAAAUCAGAACUUGAUAGAUUACUAUUGUGGAGCUCUCAUCAGAAAAAUCAUAAACUGAUUAGUAAAAGAACGUUUUCUCAGAGAUUUGCUGUGAAAAUGUCUGCUUCCACUACUGUGCCUAUGAAUCUUGGCCGAGCAAAGAAGGUUUGGAUAUGGACCGAGUGCAAAGAAGUGAUGACAGUUGCGGUGGAGCGAGGAUGGAACACGUUUAUAUUCUCAUCAGACAAUCGAAAUCUAUCCGAUGACUGGUCAUCGGUUGCGUUGAUGGAUACAUUGUUUAUUGAAGAUAAGGGAGUUACUGAUGGUAGUGGAAACGUUGUAGCUUCGGUCUUUGAGGUAUCAACACCUGAGGAGCUACAGAAGCUCAAGAUUGAAACUGAGGAGAGAGAGAAUAUUGUUCUUGAUUUCUUAGACUGGAAGUCGAUCCCGGCGGAGAAUCUAGUGGCGGCUCUUCAAGGAAGUGUGAAAACAGUGUUUGCCAUUUCAAAUACUUCUUCAGAGGCGACUCUAUUCCUCGAGGCUUUAGAGCACGGUCUUGGCGGGGUCAUUCUUAAGUCCGAGGAUGUUAAAGCUGUUCUUGAUUUAAAGGAAUAUUUUGACAAGAGAAAUGAGGAAAGUGAUACAUUAAGUUUGAAGGAAGCUACUAUAACUCGGGUUCAAAUGGUUGGUAUGGGAGACCGAGUCUGUGUUGAUCUUUGCAGCCUCAUGAGACCCGGUGAAGGUCUUCUUGUAUGUUGUUUACCUGUUGGUUCUUUUGCGAGAGGACUCUUCUUGGUUCACUCAGAAUGCUUGGAGUCUAAUUACAUUGAAAGCAGACCAUUUAGAGUUAACGCUGGGCCGGUGCAUGCGUAUGUCUCUGUUCCAGGUGGAAAGACUUGUUACCUUUCAGAGUUAAGAACGGGAAGAGAGGUAACUGUUGUUGAUCAGAAAGGGAAACAGCGGACAACGGUCGUUGGACGAGUCAAAAUCGAGAAGCGUCCACUUAUUCUUGUAGAGGCUAAGCUUAGCGUAAAGGAGGAGGAAACGGUUUUUAGCAUCAUCUUACAGAACGCGGAAACAGUUGCAUUAGUCACUCCGCACCAAGUAAACAACUCAUCUAGAAAAACCGCUGUUCCGGUGACCUCGCUGAAACUUGGGGAUCAAGUUUUGAUCAGAUUACAGGGCGGUGCACGUCAUACCGGUAUAGAGAUUCAAGAAUUCAUCGUCGAGAAUUGAUCAAACACUUUUGCGGGUAACAUUGAGACAUAUUCAAAUAAAAUGUUUUUGUCUCUAUUCAAUUCUUCUUUUAUGUAUAGGUGUCGCUUAUUUUGGUAGAUAUAUAAGGACAUAAUAUAACGAAGUAACGAACCAACAGGAUACUAUUUACAAUUUCGUUUCCAUUUUAAUUAAUAUAAACGUAAAUAAUCUAUUUAUAUAAA